This is a messenger RNA of Oryza sativa Japonica Group (Japanese rice), 1506 nucleotides long. Its product is annotated as short-chain dehydrogenase TIC 32, chloroplastic. The record is from RefSeq and is a predicted model, not a curated record. Lineage: Eukaryota; Viridiplantae; Streptophyta; Magnoliopsida; Poales; Poaceae.
CGACAACAGGAUUAGCGAGCUCCACAAGCGAAGAGAGUCAAGAAACUACUAUCCCUUUGCGUGGAUCUUUUGCAGGAGAUGUUGGAAGAAGAAGAGGAAGUGGUUGCGCCGACGACGAGGUGAGCGGGUUGACGGAGGAGGAGGCAGCGCGCGCCGGCUUCGGGUGUCGUUGUCCCUGCUCGCCAGGUGCUCGUUGCUCCUCCAGACUGCAGCUAGCGUGACGAGAAACAUCUUCUUGAGACGAUAUCAGAAGGUUGUCGCUGACAUACUGCUGAGCAGAAAACCAGCACCCAUCGGCUUAGUACCUGUCUGCUCUGCUGUCUCAGCCUCUCAGGUUGCAAACCCCAUAUCCCAGAGCUCGACGCCACCCAUGUGGUUUUUCAACUUCAACCGAAAUGGCCCCUCUGGCUUCUCCGGCGCCUCCACCGCCGAGGAGGUCACCGCCGGCGUCGACGCCCGGGGCUUGGCCGCCGUCGUCACAGGCGCGUCGAGCGGCAUCGGGCUGGAGACGACGCGCGUGUUGGCGCUGCGCGGCGUGCGCGUCGUCAUGGCCGUGCGCAACGUCGCCGCCGGGCACAAGGCCCGCGAGGCGAUCCGGGCGGAGAUCCACGGCGCCAUAGUCCAUGUGCUGGAGAUGGACCUCAGCUCCAUGGAUUCGGUGAGGAGGUUUGCCUCCGAGUUUGACUCUCUGAACCUACCUCUCAACAUACUCAUCAAUAACGCUGGAAUCCUGUCCAAGGACUGCAUACGCUCCAUUGACGGCCUAGAAUUGCAUUUUGCAACUAAUCACAUUGGCCAUUUUCUUCUAACGAAUCUUUUACUGGAGAACAUGAAGAGCACAAGUAGGACAACUGGUGUCGAAGGAAGGAUCAUAAAUGUGUCGUCUUCGGGGCACAUUUUGACCUAUCCUGAAGGGAUAUGUUUCGAUAGUGUAAAAGAUCUUUCGAGAUUCUCCACUUAUAUUGCUUACGGCCAGUCCAAGCUUGCCAACAUUUUGCACUCUACCGAGCUUGCACGAAUUCUGAAGGGAGAUGGUGUGAACAUUUCAGCAAAUGCGAUCCAUCCCGGUUUUGUUGGAACCAACCUAUUCAAGAACUGGACUAUGGCUAAUGCUGUGGUGAACACCAUUGGAAGAAUCGUAUGUAAAACUGUAGAACAGGGUGCUGCAACGACAUGUUAUGUGGCAUUACAUCCUCAAGUUACUGGAAUAAGUGGGAAGUACUUCAGCAACUGCAAUUUAGAGACCCCAAGCUCACAGGCUUCAAAUGCAGAGUUGGCCAAGAAACUAUGGGAAUUUAGCUCCAACAUUGUGUCGGCUGCCAAACUGUAGUUUGAGUUAUUCAUAUAUGCAUGCGCUACAUUUUAUUUCGUGUAAGCCGAACAUAAAAUUUUCAUAGAAAGUCUACAAAUAAAGAGAGUGUAGUUCCUCCCAAGAAUCUUCUCUGUUAUACUCCAUUAAAAAAAGAAGUCUGUUUUGACUUUGAGUUGCCUAACUUCGCAUAAAAA